Talpa occidentalis (Iberian mole) is the source of this 2754-nucleotide messenger RNA. RefSeq names its product CREB regulated transcription coactivator 1 (gene CRTC1). The transcript is spliced from 15 exons. The coding region runs from base 5 to 1966 and encodes 653 amino acids. The record is from RefSeq and is a predicted model, not a curated record. Gene Ontology annotation, cellular component: nucleus; cytoplasm. Gene Ontology annotation, biological process: positive regulation of transcription by RNA polymerase II; protein homotetramerization. NCBI's taxonomy places the organism in Eukaryota, Metazoa, Chordata, Mammalia, Eulipotyphla, Talpidae. Gene Ontology annotation, molecular function: cAMP response element binding protein binding.
GAAGAUGGCGACUUCGAACAAUCCGCGGAAAUUCAGCGAGAAGAUCGCGCUGCACAACCAAAAGCAGGCGGAGGAGACGGCGGCCUUCGAGGAGGUCAUGAAGGACUUAAGCCUGACGCGGGCCGCGCGGCUUCAGCUCCAGAAGUCCCAGUACCUGCAGUUGGGCCCCAGCCGCGGCCAGUACUAUGGCGGGUCCCUCCCCAACGUGAACCAGAUUGGGAGUGGUACUGUGGACCUGCCCUUCCAGCCUGGCGGAUUUCUGGGGGAGGCCCUGGCAGCGGCUCCUGUCUCUAUGACACCCUUCCAGUCCUCGGGCCUGGACACCAGCCGCACCACUCGGCACCACGGGCUGGUGGACAGAGUGUACCGAGAGCGUGGCCGGCUUGGCUCCCCACACCGCAGGCCCCUGUCAGUGGACAAGCAUGGACGACAGGCUGACAGCUGCCCAUAUGGCACCGUGUACCUAUCGCCACCUGCGGACACCAGCUGGAGAAGGACCAAUUCUGACUCUGCCCUGCACCAGAGCACAAUGACGCCCACCCAACCAGAGCCCUUCACAGGAGGGUCCCAGGACACGCACCAGAAAAGAGUGUUAUUGCUAACAGUCCCGGGCAUGGAGGAGGCCACAUCUGAGACAGACAAGAACCUUCCCAAGCAGGUGUGGGACACCAAGAAGACAGGGUCCAGGCCCAAGUCCUGUGAGGUUCCCGGAAUCAAUAUCUUCCCAUCUGCUGACCAGGAAAACACUACAGCCCUGAUCCCCGCCACCCACAACACAGGGGGCUCCCUGCCUGACCUGACCAACAUCCACUUCCCCUCACCCCUCCCGACCCCGCUGGACCCCGAGGAGCCCACCUUCCCCGCGCUCAGCAGCUCCAGCAGCACUGGCAACCUCGCCACCAACCUGACGCACCUGGGCAUCGGCGGUGCCCCCCAGGGGAUGAGCACGCCUGGCUCCUCUCCACAGCACCACCCGGCCGGCGUGAGCCCACUGUCCCUAAGCUCGGAGGCCAGGAGGCCACAGGCACAGCAGGUGUCGCCCAGCCUCUCCCCACUGUCGCCCAUCACUCAGGCCGUGGCCAUGGAUGCCCUGUCUCUGGAGCAGCAGCUGCCCUACGCCUUCUUCACCCAGGCGGGCUCCCAGCAGCCACCACCGCAACCCCAGCCCCCACCGCCACCACCACCCGCAUCCCAGCAGCAGCCACCCCCACCUCCCCCACAGGUGCCCGUGGGGCUCCCCCCGGGUGGCCCCCUGAUGCCGAGUGCCAGCCUGACACGGGGGCCCCAGCUACCCCCGCUUGUGGUCACGGUACCGCCCUCUCUCCCCCAGUCACCCCCAGAGAACCCAGGCCAGCCACAGAUGGGGAUCGACAUCACCUCGGCCCCAGCUCUGCAGCAGUACCGCACGAGUGCUGGCUCCCCAGCCAACCAGUCUCCCACCUCUCCCGUCUCCAAUCAAGGCUUCUCCCCUGGGAGCUCCCCGCAACACUCCUCCACCCUGGGCGGCGUGUUUGGGGACUCGUACUAUGAGCAGCAGAUGGCGGCCAGGCAGGCCAAUGCUCUGUCCCACCAGCUGGAGCAGUUCAACAUGAUGGAGAACGCCAUCAGCUCCAGUAGCCUGUACAGCCCGGGCUCGACACUUAACUACUCACAGGCAGCCAUGAUGGGCCUCACAGGUAGCCAUGGGAGCCUGCCGGACACGCAGCCGCUUGGCUACCCAAGCCACAGCAGCAUCCCCAACAUUAUCCUCACAGUGACAGGAGAGUCUCCUCCCAGCCUCUCUAAAGAACUGACCAGUUCACUGGCCGGGGUCGGUGAUGUCAGCUUCGACUCGGACAACCACUUCCCCUUGGACGAACUCAAGAUCGACCCCCUCACCCUGGAUGGGCUGCACAUGCUCAACGACCCUGACAUGGUCCUGGCUGACCCGGCCACUGAGGACACCUUCCGGAUGGAUCGGCUGUGAGCAGCACGCUGCCCCGCCAGGCACUCUGCCACCCCGCCGGUCAGUGGUCCCGACGGUGUCUCCCCGGGACGGCUGCUCCGUCCCUGCACACGGCCGCGCUUGUCAUUCUGAGCUUGCAAUGCUGCCAAGCGCCCCCACCUGCCCACCCCCGGUCGUCCGCCUCCUGCGUGAGGCUGCGCGUCGCCCCCGUGGACCCUCCCUGCUCGCUGUUGCCCUUGCCUGGGCCACAAGUUGUCCCCCGUGAGAUGCGGAACGUGUGUGGGACAGGGGUGCGUGAGCCGUGCCGCCGCUGGCGGAGGUGCAUUUUCCGACUGUUGUCAGCUGUCACUGCCUUCCUUCGUCCCAGACCCCGCCCGUCCUCCCCUUCCCCAGCCUGUGGUUAGGUGGAGAGCCAGCCCCACCCUGCCGAAGGGAGAAGGCGCCUGCGAUAGGGGGUGACACCAAGCAAAAUAAACACUAUUUUGACUGCUGUCUUUUAUAUUUCUGAGCACACACGUGAUGUAGAACCCGCCCUGGAGGCAGAGGGCGAAGGCGUGAAGGAGCAUGCCAGCAGCUCACCCGGCCCUGGGCUGUACACGCGCAGCCACCCCUUGCGCACCCAAACACGUCCCUCACGGCCGCUUUUCUGGGAACAUCCCAGCCAGCUGAAGGGCCUGCUGGGGCCGCACGUGAAGGCAGGGGUUCUUUUGGGGGGUUUCAUGAUUCUGUUGCCGCCUUCCCUUCUCUGUACUGUGGUCCCCUUAACUGUUAUUUAAGGAAAGGGGGUGGGGGGGUGGCCAGGGCUUUUU